AACAGCCUGCUUAUUUUGUUGUGUUGUGAAUUGAUGUGAAUGUUGUAAUUAUAUGCUUUGGAAGUGACGUAAAUUGUUGUUGGUAAAUCUUUCUAAUAUUGUAGAAAAUUGAGCUGAGAAUAAAGUUUAUUCUAUAACAGAAAUAUCGUAUAAAAUGUUUGCUUCUAGGUUAAUCCUAAGGAAACUACCUAUACAAGCCUAUGAAGCCUUCACUCAAGCUUGCUUUGGUCGUCCAAACAAUGCAGUUCAAAAGGGCGCUGUAUUCAACGUUUUUCAAUCGGUUUCACGAAAUAUGUUUAUUCAAACCCAAGAUACGCCAAAUCCAAACAGCCUCAAAUUUUUACCUGGUGUUAAGGUGCUGGACCCAGGUCAGACCAUAGAUUUUCCCAAUGGGACCGAAGCAUUCUGUUCUCCCUUGGCCAAGCUCCUGUUUCGUAUUGAGGGAGUGAAAUCUGUCUUCUUUGGCCCCGACUUCAUUACAAUUACAAAAUUAGAUGAGGAUGUGGACUGGAAAUUGAUGAAGCCAGAAAUCUUUGCAACCAUAAUGGAUUUCUUUGCCAGUGGAUUGCCAAUUUUAACAGAUGCCCAGCCUUCUUCCGAUACACAGAUCAAUGAGGAUGAUGACGAGACGGUUCAGAUGAUCAAGGAGUUGCUGGACACAAGAAUACGACCCACAGUGCAAGAAGAUGGAGGAGACAUUGUGUUCAUGGGUUUUGAAGACGGAAUAGUUAAACUGAAAAUGCAAGGUUCCUGCACAAGUUGUCCAAGCUCUGUGGUCACGUUGAAGAAUGGGGUGCAAAAUAUGUUGCAGUUCUAUGUACCUGAGGUCAUUGCAGUCGAGCAGGUUGAAGACAAAGCUCAGAAACUUGAAAAGUCUGCAUUUGAGAAGAUGGAGGAGAAAUUCAAAUCCGCAGAUAAUAAAUAAACAUGCAAUGUAUCCUUAGUUAUUUAACUUUAUUAGUAUAAAUUAUAAUUCAUGUAUAAAGAGUCCUAUUAAGAUAUAAACUUUAUUUUUUCUAGUUAAAAACUAUGUUUGUGUGUUAGUUUUUAAUAAGUCAUAAAGAGUCUUUGAUUUUGCCAAAAUUACUCAUAUGAAAUAGUUGACAGAUUAAACUAUUAUAAGGUACAUAUAAAUGGUAGUGUAAUAAAUGCAUGUAAAAACCUGUGAUAAUAAAAUAAAUUUGUAAAAAGUU
Homalodisca vitripennis (glassy-winged sharpshooter) is the source of this 1193-nucleotide messenger RNA. Its product is annotated as NFU1 iron-sulfur cluster scaffold homolog, mitochondrial-like. Gene Ontology annotation, molecular function: iron-sulfur cluster binding; iron ion binding. The record is from RefSeq and is a predicted model, not a curated record. Gene Ontology annotation, biological process: iron-sulfur cluster assembly. Gene Ontology annotation, cellular component: mitochondrion. Bases 155 to 925 code for a protein of 256 amino acids. NCBI's taxonomy places the organism in Eukaryota, Metazoa, Arthropoda, Insecta, Hemiptera, Cicadellidae. The transcript is spliced from 7 exons.